This is a messenger RNA of Nannospalax galili (Upper Galilee mountains blind mole rat), 3597 nucleotides long. RefSeq names its product golgin A4 (gene Golga4). Gene Ontology annotation, cellular component: Golgi apparatus. NCBI's taxonomy places the organism in Eukaryota, Metazoa, Chordata, Mammalia, Rodentia, Spalacidae. Gene Ontology annotation, biological process: Golgi vesicle transport. The record is from RefSeq and is a predicted model, not a curated record. Gene Ontology annotation, molecular function: small GTPase binding.
AGAAUUCUUGAAUUGGAAACCUCUUUGGAAAAAAGCUUACAAGAAAGCAAAAAUGAAUCAGAGCAGUUAGCUGUUCAUUUGGAAGCUGAAAAAAAUAAACACAGUGAGGAAAUUACAGUCAUGGUUGAAAAGCACAGGCUAGAACUAGAGAGCCUACAACAUCAGCAGGAUGACAUUUGGACUGAGAGAGUCCAAGUCAUAAAACAACAGCAUCAGACUGAAGUGGAAAAACUUAGAGAAAAGUAUGAACAAGAAAAGGAAACAUUAUUGAAGGAUAAAGAGAAUCUUUUCCAGGCCCAUGUACAGGACAUGAAUGAAAAAACUUUAGAAAAGCUUGAUGUCAAGCAGACAGAACUGGAGUCACUCUCUUCUGAGCUCUCAGAAGUGUUAAAAGCUCGUGAUGUGCUAGGAGAGGAACUUGCUGUUCUCAGGGCUCAAGCAGAUAAAAUGAAACAGGACUCAGAGGCCAAGCUGGACGAACAGAAAAGCCAGCACCAGCAAGAAGUAGAUAGGAUCAUUAGAGAGCAAGAACUAUCAACCCAGAGAACUGAGACGGCUUUAAAAGAGGAAAUUAAUCAGCUGGGGCUUCUCUUGAAGGAAAAGGACGAGCAUUUGAAAGAACAUCAGGCUCGAGUAGAAAAUCUCGAGGCGCAUAUUAAGAAGUCUGAAGCAGAGUUCCAGCAAGCAUUCGCUAAGCUGGACCUUUUUCAGUCACAGCAGAGCACCACUCACGAACAGACAAGGGUAUACGAGGAGCAGUUGGCCCAAUUGCAGCAGAAGUUGUUGGAUCUAGAAACAGAAAAAAGUCUUCUUACCAAACACAUAUCUGAAAUUGAAACGCAGAGAAAGGAUGUUUGUAUGGAGUUAGAUAUUUACAAACUCCAGGUGCAGAACUUAACACAGCAGCUUGAAAAACAGAGCAGUGAAAUGGAGGAAAAGCUGAAAGCCUUAACUCAACUCCAUGAGUCACAACUUAAUGACAGUAACUGUGAAAAGGAGCAAACAAAGCAAAUUUUGAUGGAAAAGGAAAAUGUCAUUUUACAAAUGAGAGAAGAACAGACCAAAGAAGUUGGGAUACUCAACCAGAAGUUGUCUUCCAAGGAGGAGAGUAUUCGUAUUCUGCAUGAGGAAUAUGAAACCAAACUAAAGAAUCAGGAAAAAAGGAUGGAGAAGGUUAAGCAGAAAGCAAAGGAGAUGCAGGAGACAAAGAGGAAGUUGUUGGAUCAAGAAGCCAAACUUAAAAAAGAGCUUGAAAACUCUGUUCUGGAGCUGAAUCAGAAAGAAAAAGAGUUCAAUGCCAAAAUACUGGAAAUGGCCCAGGCUAACUCAGCUGGAAUCAGUGACACAGUGUCAAGACUGGAGACAAACCAAAAGGAGCAGAUAGAAAGUCUGACUGAAGCACAUCAGCAAAAACUCAGUGAUAUCAUAUCAGCCUGGGAAAAACGACUGACUCAGCAAGCUGAAGAACUUCAGGGGAAACAUGAGAGCCAAAUACAGGAGAAAGAACAUGAGAUUGCCCAGCUGAAGCAGAAGAUCCUGAGGUCUGGGUGUGAAAAAGAGGAGCUGAGCAAGGAGCUGGCACGGCUGACGGAGGAAGGUGAGAAGCAGGGAGCAGCCGUCAGUGAGCUGCAGGAGCAGUUACAGCAGAAGUCUGUCCAUAUGGCUUCUCUCUCACACAGUGAAACUGCUUUGAAAGCACAGGUUGAAAAGCUGGAAGUUGAUUUGAGUCAUUCUCUGAAGGAAAAGAUUUCUCUUCAAGAAGAGCUAGCCGAACUGAAAGUGCUGGCAGAGAAAGAUAAGCUCAAGGUUUCUGAGCUGACAAGUAAGUUGGAAACUGCUGAGGAGGAAUUGCAAAGUGUGAAAUCUUUACAUGAAAGUAGUGAGAAAAGCCUGAAGGACAGAAGCAUGGGUCUCAAAACACUGCUCGAGGAGCUGGCCUUUCAGCUAGAUAGUUACUGUAAGAAAAUCGAGGCUUUACUAGAAGCUAAAGCAAAUGAGCUAAUCAGCAUCAGCAAUAAUAAAACCAAUGCCAUUCUCUCUAGGAUUUCCCAUUGUCAACAGCGCACAGCUAAAGUCAGACAGGUACUGUUGAUGAAGACUUGCAAAGUUUCUGAAUUAGAAGCACAACUCAGACAGCUAACAGAGGAGCAAUAUACACUAAAGAGUUCUUUUCAACAGGUUACCCAUCAGUUAGAAGAAAAAGAAAGUCAGAUUAAGAACAUGAAGGCUGAUAUCGAAGGUCUUGUCACAGAAAAAGAAGCCUUACAGAAAGAGGGAGGCAAUCAGCAGCAGGCUGCCUCCGAGAAGGAGUCUUGUAUUACACGGUUGAGGAAAGAGUUAUCAGAAAACAUCAAUGCUGUCACAUUGAUGAAAGAAGAGCUCGUAGAAAAGAAAUGUGAGAUUAGCAGUCUGAGCAAACAGCUAGCUGAUUUGAAUGUUCAGCUCCAGGCCAGUGUCAGCCUGAGCGAAAAAGAAGCGGCCAUUGAAGCACUGAGCAAGCAGCAUGAGGACCAGCUAGGUGAGCUGCAGAGUCAGGUACGAGACUUAUCUGUGAAAGUUGAUACUCUGAGUAAAGAGAAAACAUCUGCUCUUGAGCAGGUAGAUCAUUGGUCCAACAAGUUCUCAGAAUGGAAGAAAAAAGCACAGCCAAAAUUUGCACAGUACCAAAACACAAUUAAAGACUUACAGGCACAGCUUGACUUAAAAGCCAAAGAAGCUCAUGAGAAGGAUGAGCAGAUACAUUCACUGAAGGAAGACCUUGCUCAGCAGAAUAGAAGAUUUGAAUGUUUAAAGGAUGAGAUGGAAGAUAAGAAGGGCAAGAUGGAGAAGAAGGAGCGGGACUUAGAGACCGAGGUAAAGACUCAGACAGUGAGGAUUGUGGACCUAGAGGACUGUAUUACUCAGAAACAAAAUGAAAUUGAGUCCUUAAAUGAAAUCCUUAAAAAUUACAAUCAGCAGAAGGAUUCUGAACAGAAAGAAUUGGUUCAGAAACUUCAGCAUUUUGAAGAGCUCAGAGAAGAAAAGGACAACAAGCUUCAAGAAGCCGAGGAAAAAGUCUUAAAACUUGAAAAGCAACUGUCUUCCAUGGAAGUGGAACUCGAGAUUAAGAAGAAAGAAUUAGAACAUGUGAAUUCAAGUGUGAAAAGCAGAGGUGAGGAAUUAAAAGCAUUGGAGGAGAGACUUGAAUUAGAAAGUGCUGCCAAAUUAGAACUGAAGAAGAAGGCCGAACAAAAACUCGCUGCCAUCAAGAAGCAGCUGCUGUCUCAAAUGGAAGAGAAAAAACAGCAGUAUGAAAAAGAGACAGAAAGCCAGCUGAGUGAGCUGAGCACAAAAUUACGAGAAAGAGAAAGGGAAGUACACACCCUGGAAGAAAAACUGAAAACCCUAGAAAGUUCUCCACAGUCGGAAACACCAGUUGUGUCCAGAUCAGUAGACAAUGUGGCAGCGUGUGUGGAGCAAGAAGCUGCAGGUUCCCAAGGCUGUGAGCAGACGGCGUGUGAAGAAAGGAGGCAUGUGUCGCGAAGUUUACCUGAGGAAGACAGCCUGUUGGAGCAGUCAGAGCAGGGAAAAGGUGAGAUGCUUUCAUCUCAUUCUGAA